This is a messenger RNA of Parasteatoda tepidariorum (common house spider), 483 nucleotides long. RefSeq names its product U3-aranetoxin-Ce1a. The record is from RefSeq and is a predicted model, not a curated record. Lineage: Eukaryota; Metazoa; Arthropoda; Arachnida; Araneae; Theridiidae.
GGAAAAGUUUUAAGGAAAAUAUAUUAACAAGUUUACACCCUUUUUUUGUAGAGACAGUUUGCCAGUAACCAUAAAAUAUGAAACUGCUCUUUUUCGUUCUUGUAACAUGUUUAUUUUGCAUCUGGAUUGCUGAAGGACAGAUGAAGAGGUGCGGAAGGUCGGAUGAAUGUGCAGAAGAUGAAUGUUGUCAAAUUGUAGAUACCAGUACAAUUGUUAGAAAAGCGUAUUGCAAAAAACUCCACACGGAGGGACAAGAAUGCUUUUUCCCCUAUAAUGACCGCGCAUAUUCAUAUAUAGGCAAUUGCCCGUGCGCAGAUGGAUUGAAGUGCGAUUUAGAAAAUACUAAAAAAUGUGAAAAAUAGGAUUCUGAAAAAUAUUUAUGACCAAAUAUAUUGCUAAAGAAAUCAAGAGGCAAAUUGUUCUUCUAUAAAAUUGUCUUGAAAAUAAAUAUGCAAUGAAAUUAAAGUUAAAUUAAUUUCUAGA